AUGUCGCACGCCGAAGAGUCCCAGGUGGUGCCAUCCAAGGUGAUUCGCGUGUAUCAGGCCACAAAACCAGGUUGCAAGUUGAAGACCUCACCUGAACCUCCUUUCGACUCCGGUUCCCUUAUCAUCCUCCCCAAUCUUCCCCCUGGGAACUUCCCCGCAUUCGAUCUGCGUAUUACUGUCAGCGUUAUCCGCGCCGAUCAGGCCGACUCCGAUAUCAUUUCCCUAGAGGUCGGUGGGGACAUGUCCGUCGAGCUCCUCAAAGCUAUCGUUCAGAGCGAAACGUCCAUCCCUCCCAACGAUCAACGACUCGUUUACAAUAACCAACUACUUAGCGAUGGUGCUCGCACCCUGGAGCAAGUCGGAAUUGGUGAAGGAGACAUGCUGGGGGUCCAUGUAACGCUACGGACGCCUCAAGCACCCGCCCGUACGGUCGGAGGACCCAGCGCCGCCACCUCUGCGGCCGCUCAACAGAACCUUCAACGACGACAGGCGAUGACCCCCGAUCCUGAGACGAUACGAUUACAUAUUCUGGGCGAUCCUCGCGUGCGAGAGGCGGUCCGACGACAGAACCCAGAAUUAGCAGAAGCCGCCAAUGAUCCGCAGCGGUUCCGUGAAAUUCUGGUCGGACAACAGCAACGGGAGGCUCAAUUGGAGGCGGAGAAGGAGGCCCGAAUUGCUAUGUUGAAUGCGGACCCCUUCAAUCCGGAGAACCAGAGGGAGAUCGAAGAGAUCAUCCGGCAAAAUGCGGUGACAGAGAAUCUCCACAACGCGAUGGAGCAUCACCCUGAAUCGUUCGGACGAGUACACAUGCUGUACAUUCCCGUCGAGGUUAACGGCCACAAGGUCAAUGCCUUCGUCGACUCAGGCGCCCAGGUGACCAUCAUGUCGCCGGAAUGCGCGAUUGCGUGCAACAUCAUGCGUUUGGUCGACCAACGGUAUGGAGGGAUUGCCAAGGGUGUCGGAACGGCGAAUAUCCUAGGUCGAGUACACUCCGCCCAAAUUAAAAUUGGAAGCAUGUUUCUGCCGUGUUCCUUCACCGUCAUGGAAGGGAAGCACAUCGAUCUGCUUCUGGGUCUGGACAUGUUAAAGCGACACCAGGCCUGUAUCGACCUCAAGCAGGGGGCUCUCGUAAUACAGGACCAAGCGGUGCCAUUCCUAGGCGAAGCCGAUAUCCCCAAAGACCUCCAGGAUGAAUUCGAAGAUGAGCCAAUGAUCAAAGGCGCAGAUGGUGCCGAAGUCGGCGCCCGCACAGGAGCGGUCACCCAUCAGGCACGUGGUGGUCAAGGGCCGAGUGGUGCCAGCACAUCCACUACCGCGGCCUCAUCGUCAACUCCCGGCACUACCACCCGGCCGGCGCCGGCGCAAUCAUCCCGUUGGCCGCAGGACUCCAUUGCGAAGAUUACGGAGCUCGGGUUUACACGAGAGGAGGCGAUGCGGGCAUUGGAUGCAGCCAACGGAAAUUUAGACGGUGCCAUUGGAUUCCUCCUCUGA
This is a messenger RNA of Aspergillus tanneri, 1491 nucleotides long. RefSeq names its product putative DNA damage-inducible v-SNARE binding protein Ddi1 (gene ddiA). The record is from RefSeq and is a predicted model, not a curated record. Gene Ontology annotation, biological process: proteolysis. Gene Ontology annotation, molecular function: aspartic-type endopeptidase activity; protein binding. The coding region runs from base 1 to 1491 and encodes 496 amino acids. The transcript is spliced from 4 exons. Lineage: Eukaryota; Fungi; Ascomycota; Eurotiomycetes; Eurotiales; Aspergillaceae.